UAUAUGUUUCUUCGUAUCAGCUUCUCACCAUUAACCACUUUGCUUCUGCUAUGGAGUUUCACUGCCUUGCAUUGUUUUUUUCUCUCAUUGUGAUACUGAUGGCUGCUCAGGCUGCCUUACCUCCAGAAGUUUACUGGGAAAGGAUGCUUCCAAACACACCAAUCCCCAAAGUAAUCAGAGAACUUUCCAAGCUAGGUUAUUUCGAACUAAUUAUGUCUCAAUUGCAAGAUGGUGCCAAAGAGAUUUCAUCACAAGAGAAAUUCCCUUACUUCUAUACCUAUGGUAUUAAGAAAAAGGAAUUACAAGAUGGUGGAGAGAUUUCAUCACAAGAGAAAUUCCCUUACUUCUAUGGCUAUGGUAUUAAGAAAAAUGAAUUACAAGAUGGUGUAAAGAAAAAUCAGUUGCAAGAUGAUUCCAAAGAAAUUCCAUCGCAAGAUGAGACACCUUAUGACCCUCAAUUGAAGGAAAAUGCUGUUCUUCGAGGGAUAGGCCCAGUUGCUAAUCAUCAUCAUCAUGAUCACUCGAAACCAAGUCUAUUUUUCUUAGAAGAAGGAUUGAGGCGGGGCACAAAAUUGGAUGUGCAGUUCCCUAAAAGAAAAUUUGUAACCCCGUUGUUGCCCCGCGAAAUUACAGAACACUUACCAUUCUCAUCAGAAAAGAUAAAUGAAAUA
Messenger RNA from Vigna umbellata (rice bean), 671 nucleotides. NCBI's taxonomy places the organism in Eukaryota, Viridiplantae, Streptophyta, Magnoliopsida, Fabales, Fabaceae. The record is from RefSeq and is a predicted model, not a curated record.